AUGUCUGCAAUCAUAGAAUUGGAUAAAGAACUUGAACCCGAAAUUAUCGAGAAAAAAGUGCUGAAUAAUUCUGAAAAUAGCAAUUAUUUAUUAAAAGUGCAGGCACUGUUUAAAGCGUAUUAUGCUAACAAGUUUUUUAGCUUGCUAAAGACGAAGACUUCAAUUCCAAAUACUGAAUUGUUUACAGUAUUUUCAUCCUUCAAAAAUUAUUUCUCAAAUUAUCUUCGUAGUGAGACAUUAGAUUAUUUGGAAAAAUUUGGAAUGUAUUUUAAGCCUGAAAUAUUAACAGAUAAAUCAUGGGCUGGGCCCCUCACUACGGAUUUUACGCAUUUUUAUUAUGGAGAAACAGAUGAGAAAAAGGUUCCUUAUGGCUCUGGAGUUUUAAUUUCAUUCAAUUACAUUUACGAAGGAUGAUUUUCAAAUGGCAAAUUUGAAGGAAAAGGUAGAAUGAUAGAUGAUAAGCAAGGAGUUUAUGAUGGAGAUUGACAAUCAGGUCAAAAGCAUGGAAAUGGAACUAUGACUUAUUGAAAUUGCUCAAAAUACUCAGGAAACUGAGAAGAUAAUAAAAAGCAUGGGCAAGGAGCGCUAGAUGAGCAAAGUUCACACUAUGAAGGGUGCUUCGAAAAUGACUUAAAAUGUGGAUAUGGAGAGCAAACGUUUAAAAAUGGAACAUGAUACAAAGGAAACUUUGUCAAUGGGCUUUAUGACGGAAUCGGUACGCUCAAUAAUAAGCAAAGUAAUGAGUCAUAUGAAGGUGAGUUUAACUGCGGCUCCUUUGAUGGAAAAGGCACAUUAAUAAUGCCUGAUGGGUGAACUUACGUUGGCGACUUUAAAAAUGGGAAUAGAUCUGGCUUUGGGACUCUUAAAUCUAGUGAAGUUCGAUAUGAAAGUAAAUGAAUUAAUGAUGAGCCGUUUGGAGAGUACAAUAAGUAUUCAUCAAAGCAAUAUGUUAUAAAAGGUGUUUGGAAAAAAUUUCUGCCUGUAAAUCAUAUGGAUGAAGUAAUACAAAAUAUAUUUCUGGGAAAUUUUUUAGCAGCUACUAAUGGAAAGUGACUAAGAGAAAUUGGAAUAAAAUAUAUAAUAAGAGUUUUAGAUGACGAAAAAGUUGAGCUACUACCAGGAUUUAUAUAUUUUUAUAUAAAAGCUAAGGACACUAAAACACAAAAUAUUAAAAAAUAUCUACCUGGAGCCCUAGAUUUUAUAGAUGAUCUAAUUAAAAAAAAUGAAAAGGUUCUUGUACAUUGCUAUGCAGGAAUUUCAAGAAGUCCUUCAAUUGUGAUAGCACUCAUAAUGAGGAAUUUUAGAAAAACCUUUGAUGAAGCUUACGAAUAUCUUAAAGAAAGAAGGCCCUGCAUUCGCCCAAAUAAAGGUUUUAUUAAGCAACUGAAAGAGCUAAAAUUUAAGAAGAAAUCUUAA
Blepharisma stoltei is the source of this 1416-nucleotide messenger RNA. NCBI's taxonomy places the organism in Eukaryota, Ciliophora, Heterotrichea, Heterotrichida, Blepharismidae. The record is from the annotation of a GenBank genome assembly.